ACCAAGCACCAAGACUGUGUAACCGUUAUCAGAAUCACAGGACAGCACGUUACUUCCCAUAUCCUGUCGACCAAGUGCACUGCAAGAACACAGGACAUAUUCAUACUGCUAUUUCACUUGCGUGAAAGAACCACAUGCAACUACGGAAAUACCAGGAUUGCGGAGGAUAUCAGGCCAGACAGUGAGGAACUAUUUUUUCGUUGAAGGUAUUCGGGCUAGACAACCUGUUCGUCGGCUGCAGCAGAGGAGAAGGUCCAGGACUCGCGGCCGUACAGCAAUUUGCUGAAGACGCAUGCUCUGUAGACAGCAACGUUGGCGUGGCUGUCAGCUUGCUGUUCUCGGACCCUCUUUGUCAGUCUGGCGAGGGUGUUGGAUGCUCUGGCAAUCUGCGUGUUCAUCCCAGCAUCCAAGGACAGGUUGUCUGUGAUGGUGGAUUCGUGGUAUUGAAACUGGUUCAUACACUGCGAGUGUGAAAUGGAACAAGAAAAUAUGUACUCAUGGGUGGUUCUAUUUGCUUCCUUCACAACGCUUCUGUGUGGACCCACCAUCGGCUUUGCAAGCGGAGUGAUCCAUGUUGCAUUGUUGAAUGAAUUCAAGGAAGACGCGACACUGACAGCAUGGGUGGGAUCUCUCUUCUCAUGCAUGUUUGCUCUGACAGGUCCAAUUGCCAGCUUGGUUAUCAACGUGUUUGAUUGUAGAACGUGUGUGGUGAUGUCUGGACUCUUGAUGAUGACUGGGUUCGUGACCAGCUAUCUGGUGACGGAUAUAAGACUUUUGUUCUUAACAUUUGCCUUAAUCACAGGCUUGGGGACUGGUCUUGCAAACACCGGUUGUAUUGUCGUUCUUCGAUACUACUUCCCUAAGAAUGCAGCCUUUGCAGCAACACUAUACAUCUCGGGAGGUGCACUCGGUAUAUUCAUUCACCCUGCGCUCUUUCAAUAUCUGACCCAAGGAUACGGAUUUCACGGCGCAUUUCUCAUACUUGGAGGAAUAUCGUUGAACAUAUGUGUUUCUGGAAUGUUAAUGCGUCCAUCCAAAUAUGAACAAGACAGACAAAGGCACGACUUUAUUGGAAACUCUUUACGGCAAAAGGUUCUAACUAUAAUGUGUGGGGACUUUAGUCGUUUUUUUUCCAUCAUGAAAAAACUAUCGUUUCUUUAUUUUGUUAUAAGUGUUCUGUGCUUUUCAAUUGCUGCCGCGACGGAGUAUAUGUUUCUUCCAGAAUACUUCAUCAAACAGGGUUCAACAUUCCAAGAAGGGUCCUUCGCAAUAGCAGUGUCUGGCCUAGGUUGCAUUGUCUCGCGUGUUCUCACGGGAUUUGCCUCUACUGACAAGAGCAUCGGAGGAGCUAUUUUGUAUUCCUCUCUAAAUGGAAUAAUGGCGAUUUUGACACUACUUCUGCCGAUGUGCAGUACAUCUUCUCACCUGAGAAUACUAUAUGGCUUUUUGCUUGGACUAUAUACUGGAGGACAAUGGGUUCUUGUAAAUACUCUAACGCUGGAACUUCUAGAUAUACAAGACGUUGCUACAGGUGUUGGCGCUGUUAUGUUUACCUGUGGAACUGGAUACCUGAUCGGACCUCCAAUAGCAGCGGCUAUAUCGGACGCCAGUGGAUAUUUCAACAGCAUAUUUCUGUUCGCUGUUGGAAUGCUGUUAUCGGCCUGUUUAUUUGGUUUUUUAUCAAAUGUCACGAAACCGACAUCAUCAGCAACCAAGGACAGAGAACUGGCGAUUGCAGCGUCUGCCGAUGACUGUUGUAUAGAGGAGUCGGUCCAAGGGGUGCUGAUACUGCCAAACAAUGUGCCGGAAUAAGGACAGAGGCUCAUGAAUCAGGAUACGGAAUAAGACGUAAAAAUGGCUUCAAUCUGGAAGCACUGCUACUUUCCUUCGAAGACACCAGGACACUGUGGGAGAUGAUGUGAAAUUGGGUUUAACGUCGCGUCCAAUAUUAUUGCACUCAAAGAGCGACGUGCAUGCACGUGUGUGUGGCUGCUUGUUCUAGUCAGGACUGAUGCCGAUUUAUAGUGCUAACCCA
Haliotis rufescens (red abalone) is the source of this 2035-nucleotide messenger RNA. RefSeq names its product monocarboxylate transporter 12-like. NCBI's taxonomy places the organism in Eukaryota, Metazoa, Mollusca, Gastropoda, Lepetellida, Haliotidae. The record is from RefSeq and is a predicted model, not a curated record. The coding region runs from base 475 to 1812 and encodes 445 amino acids. Gene Ontology annotation, biological process: transmembrane transport; monocarboxylic acid transport. Gene Ontology annotation, molecular function: monocarboxylic acid transmembrane transporter activity. The transcript has 7 exons.